UAGUACCUUCAUCGAUCCCCUACACUCAUGGCUAUAUUAAUCAUUCUUCAUCCUACAUAAUGUAUAGAAAGAGAGAAAUGAACUGACUUAUACGAAACGCCCACGGAAUGAAGGGAAUUGAAUGAAUGAGAUAAGCGCCGCUACAAUGUGAGAAUCCGUCAGCCGCUGCCAAAAAAAGAACGAGCAGAUUUAUCUUCAAGCGGAGAAAUUCCGAACUACGUGAGCAACGUUGUAAUGUGUGAGGGAAAGGAAACGACGUGUUUUAAACUGCUCCAGGAUCCCCCUCCCCCUCCCCUCCCUCUUUAGACUGACAUAGGUGACAAACUGCUUUCGAAACUGAGGCACCGAGGGAUCUCUCUUUUGCUUGGUGCGGAUAUGGACUGAACCAAAACCCGAAAGCUGUCCCCUGGAUUGCUGCCCGGAUAAUUUUGAGCAGUAUUACACCGGCACGCUACAGUCGGAGCAAGAAAGGUGGCUCCCCCUGAAAUUAAAACCAACGGUCUUUAUUGUCCGUCAGUGGAGAUGUGGCGAGAUUAUGGCUUGGUCUGACGGGCCCCCCAAACGCCCACUUUUGCUGUUGUCUGCUGCACCACGUUCGCUCAGAGUUUACGGAUCUCUCCGAAGGCAGACUGUACUCCGGACCUUGGCCCCAGUCACUCCUGUCCCGUUCACCGGUGCAGUCAGCAUCCCAGUCGCCUUUCACGCCCUCUCCCCUCACCCCACUCAGUAAAGUCCACUUCAUGUGUCCAACCUAAUUUUCUAUUGCGGUUAAGGCGUAAAAGAGGCAGCAAUCUGUUCUGUUCCAGUACUGUGCACAUUUUAAGAAUUGGCUUGCUUUGUGUGCACUCGUAUUGCAGUGGACCCAGGCAGAUCUACACAUUCCCUUGGUUGAGCUACAACGAACCGUGUUUCCUCUCAAUAUUCAUUGCUUUUGAGUCAAUUGAUAGAACGAGCUAUUCAUUCCAGCGACUGGAUUCGCAUGGAUUCAUUCACCGGGUGAAACGGUCUUCCAGUCUUUGACGUUCAGAAAUCCCUAAGAAUUAGAGUCGGUUUGCUACUCUGAAAAAAAAAAGAUGGUACGUCAAACAAACUGCUUGUAAGGUACCUUUUUUUUAGUAAAUAGGGUUCGAUUGAAGACACACAUCCCCACACACCUCUCCGAGUCACACCGACCGCUGCUGUAAUUCGCAUUGUCUCCAUAAGGAUGUGUUGUUGACUUAAUGCCUCCAACAGAGAGUAUUGCAGUCUUGACAGAGGCAGGCUGAAUGAUUUGGGCAGAAGAGUUUGCCGAGUCUGGCGUUUGGUUUUGCUGCUUUCUCAAGGUCCCAGAGAGCUUCAGCCCAACGCCACGCCACUCAUGAGAGCGCGUUUGCGUUUUGCACGAUGAGAGAUGCUGGUUUGGAGGCACAUGUCAGGAACAUGUUACUCGCAUCCGCUGACAGGCAAACGCACCGCGGAAAUAUUCGCUGGCGUUGUUCCGGUGGGUUUCAGUACAAAUGGGUUAUCCUGCAACCUCAUUAUCGAGCAUAGGCUCUGCAGCUAUGUGCGAGGAUGAUGCUUUGCCGGUACAAGAGCCGCUGCUGCUGAGUGCAAAGGAGAUAAACUGGAGAUUAAAGUGGCAUUCUGUGGACAUGCAGCGACCCACACAGUAACCCUUGGUGUUGGGAGCGAAGACAUGCAAAUCUUUCCAAUAUGCCAGCAAGGAGAUUCAUUUUGCGAUAUUGAAGGCGAAGGAGCUUCGGAAAAUGGGGCGCCUGGGCAUGCUAGCGGUGUUGGCCCUGGACUUCCUGAUCGUGCACUUGGAGCUGAGCGGGGGGCAGCCGGCUUACCCGACCCUGAAUAUCGCCGUCAUUCUGGGCAGGAGCCCCGACAGCCCCGGUUUUCGAGAAGUCUGGGUCCGGGAAGACGGCCCCGGGUUCCCCAUCGACGUCAACGUGGUGACCGUGGCAGUGAACCAGACCGACCCGAAGAGUAUUAUCACCCACGUGUGUGACCUCAUGUCAGGCACCAAGAUUCACGGCGUGGUCUUUGGAGAUGACACUGACCAGGAGGCUAUCGCUCAGAUUUUGGAUUUUAUAUCCUCCCAGACUUUUAUCCCCAUCCUGGGAAUACACGGCGGCUCUUCCAUGAUCCUGGCAGAUAAAGAUCAGCAAUCAACAUUUUUCCAGUUUGGUGCUUCCAUUCAUCAACAAGUUGGAGUGAUGCUAAAUAUCAUGGAAGAAUAUGACUGGCAUGAGUUCUCCAUUGUAACCAGCACCUUUCCUGGAUACCAUGAAUUUAUUAGCAUACUAAAAACAACAGUCGAAAACAGUUUUGUGGGCUGGGAGCUACUCAGCACCAUCACAUUGGAUGCUGUUGAUGGGGAUUCAAAAGCUCAAAUCCAACUGAAGAAAAUACAGUCGUCAGUCAUUCUGCUGUACUGUUCGAAAGACGAAGCCAUUUUUAUACUGGAGGAAGCCCGUUCACUGGGCCUUACAGGCUAUGGUUUCAUCUGGAUUGUGCCCAGUUUGGUAACAGGUAACACAGACAUCAUACCAGAGGCAUUCCCAGCUGGGUUAAUUUCCGUAUCAUAUGAUGAGUGGGACUACAGCCUUACAGAAAGGGUCAUGGAUGGUGUUGGGGUCAUAACAACAGCUGCUUCUGCCAUGAUGGAACAAUAUGGAUACAUUCCGGAAGCAAAAACAAGUUGCUAUGGCCAGUUGGAGAAGAAAGUUCUUCCAUUCCUUUCACUGCACAAGUUUAUGAUGAAUGUCACCUGGAAUGGCAAAGACCUCUCCUUCACACGAGAUGGAUACCAGGCCAACCCUAAGCUUGUGGUGAUUGUACUAAACAAGGAACGCACCUGGGAAAAGGUUGGAAAGUGGGAAAACCAAAGUCUAGCACUAAAAUAUCCAGUGUGGCCAAGAUUUAACUCCUUCGCAGAUAGUGAGGUAGAUGACAACCACCUAACUAUCGUCACUUUGGAGGAAACCCCAUUUGUCAUUGUGGAGGACGUGGAUAAGUUGACUGGAACUUGUGCGAGAAGCAAUGUGCCAUGCAGGAAAAAUAUCAAAGCUGUCAAUUCCACCGACAAGGGGAUCUAUGUGAAGAAAUGCUGCAAAGGAUUUUGCAUCGACAUACUGAAGAAGCUUGCAAAGGCUGUGAAAUUCACGUAUGAUCUGUACCUGGUGUCAAAUGGGAAGCAUGGCAAAAAAAUCAAUGGUGUAUGGAAUGGAUUGGUUGGUGAUGUGAUGUAUCAAAGAGCAGCUAUGGCUGUCGGUUCGCUGACCAUUAAUGAGGAGAGAUCUGAAGUUGUUGACUUUUCGGUACCGUUUGUGGAAACAGGAAUCAGUGUCAUGGUAUCUCGGAGCAAUGGCACAGUUUCCCCCUCUGCGUUCUUAGAGCCCUUCAGUGCUGCUGUGUGGGUCAUGAUGUUUGUCACGUUGCUCAUUGUGUCUGCUAUUGCAGUUUUUGCAUUUGAGUACUUCAGCCCAGUAGGGUAUAACAGGAAUUUGGCAAAAGGCAGAGCUCCACAUGGUCCAUCGUUCACAAUUGGUAAAGCAAUAUGGCUCCUUUGGGGCUUAGUCUUCAAUAAUUCUGUGCCUGUAGAGAAUCCUAGAGGAACGACUAGUAAAAUAAUUGUGUCAGUCUGGGCAUUCUUUGCUGUGAUAUUUCUGGCCAGCUACACUGCCAACCUGGCUGCUUUUAUGAUCCAGGAGGAGUUUGUGGACCAAGUGACGGGUCUCAGUGAUAAAAAGUUUCAGAGGCCAUAUGACCAUUCACCACCUUUUCGAUUUGGUACUGUUCCAAAUGGCAGCACUGAGAGAAAUAUUCGAAAUAAUUACCCUGAUAUGCAUGCCUAUAUGUCCAAGUACAACCAGAAAGGAGUGCAAGAUGCCUUGGUCAGCUUGAAGACUGGAAAGUUGGAUGCAUUCAUAUAUGAUGCAGCGGUGCUCAAUUACAUGGCAGGAAGAGAUGAAGGCUGCAAGCUUGUAACAAUCGGCAGUGGAUAUGUCUUUUCGACCACUGGUUAUGGAAUAGCUUUGCAGAAAAGCUCACCUUGGAAACGUCAGAUCGACCUGGCUCUCCUGCAGUUUGUUGGUGAUGGUGAAAUGGAAGAGCUGGAGAGUUUGUGGUUGACUGGAAUCUGUCACAAUGAGAAGAAUGAAGUCAUGAGCAGCCAGUUGGAUGUUGACAACAUGGCAGGCGUGUUUUACAUGCUGGCUGCAGCCAUGGCUUUAAGCCUGAUCACCUUUGUGUGGGAGCAUUGGUUCUACUGGAGCCUAAGGCACUGUUUCAUGGGAACCUGUACUGGAAAACCAGGCCUUCUCUUCUCAAUCAGCAGGGGAAUCUGGAGCUGUAUACAUGGUGUUCCAUAUGAGGAAAAGAAAAAAUCGCCCAACCUGGAUUUGAACAGCCCUCAAACAAAUAUUCUGAGGCUGUUUAACACAGCAAAAACAAUGGCCAAUAUGUCAAAUCUGAACGCUUCAAGAGCAAACUCCCCAAAAAGAACUUCCAAUUUCAUUCAAAGAGGGUCUUUGCUGCUUGAUGUGGUUGAUCAAAAGGGAAAUUUCCUGUACUCUGAUAACAGGCCCUAUCAGCCCAAGGAGACUGGCUUCACUGAUAACACCAGCGAAAUCAUGACAUUUAAUGUCAACAGGCAGAAAGAUAACCGUAACAAUUAUAUACUCCAAGGGCAGCAUCCGUUGACUCUAAAUGAAGCAAAUCCCAACACUGUGGAGGUUGCAGUUAGCUCUGAUACUCCUAAACUUAACUCCAGGCCGAGGCAGCUCUGGAAAAAAUCUGUGGAAACGUUGCGGCAAAAUCAGGGGUCGCUAGUAGAAAGUGUCAAUGUAGAGCCCAAGCAACCUGUUAAAAACCAGAGGUACCUUCCAGAGGAAGUUGCCCAUUCAGACAUGUCUGAUUGUUCAAGUCGCACUACAUCUUACAAGGAUCCUGACAACAAUCAGAAGUAUCACAAACAUAAAGAGACCUUCAAAAAGAAAUCCAUGAUGGCCAAGUAUCCUCGAGACUGCAGUGAAAUAGAACUCUCUUAUCUUAGAGCAAAGGAGAGCCAGCAACACCAUCGUGACAAAGUCUACACCAUUGAUUCUGACCGGGAGUCCAGUUAUCAUUCGGAUCAGCAUCAUUACCGAGAAAAUGUAGCAAUUCCGGAGGAUCUGGACUACCCUCAGGUGUAUCAUGAUCAGAAUGAGAAUUACAGGAAACAGGAAGCAGUUCUGCACGUAAACAGGACUCCUCAGCAUAAUGAGGACAACCUUACCAAUUCUGAAAAUAAAUACAGCCUCUAUAAUAAGCACUACAGCUUGAAGGAGAAAAAUCUUUCCCCUGUUGAUUACAAUGAUAGGUACAAGCAGCCCAUUGCCCACUGCAGAAGCUGCCUCUCCAAACUGCCCAACUAUACUCCUCACUACUCAAUCAGGUCUCCAUAUAACAGAUGUGAUGCUUGUGUACACACAGCAAACUUGUAUGAUAUUAGUGAAGAUCACAUGUUACAAGAGCCAGUAAGCUCCAUGUGCCCUGAAGAAUCCUUUGUCCACCACUGGGCGAGUUCUGAAGCCUCGAACAUGCAAAAAGUAAAUAGGCUGAGGAUUAGCAGACAGCAUUCAUUUGACAAUAUCCUUGAGAACCCUAAAGAAGUGGAUCUUGGAAGACCUGCACGAAGUGUAAGCUUGAAAGAAAAGGACAAAUUUCAGGAUGACCCUUAUGCACAUGUAUUCAAUAUUAAGCCGGAGAAACUCUUUAGCACCAAGGUUUCUGUUUUUGACCAUAAUCUGAGAGAGACCAAGCGGAGUAAAUCAUUGUAUCCAGACCACGUCUCUGAGAAUCCAUUUUGGCAUUCCUUUCGUGAAGAUCAACAUUUGGUCCACGGUCGAAGUUCUUCUGACAUAUAUAAACAGUCGGCUGCAUCAAAGGCACGCAACGCUAAUCACUUUAGAUCAUCUCUUAGGUCGACAACAUCAUACUGCUCCAGAGAUGGACAAGUUCCUAAUGAAGUGUACAUUUCAGAACAUAUUAUGCCUUAUGUAUCACACAGAAAUAGUAUUUACUGUGCUCCCAGGGUUUUGAAUUCUGCCAGCAAUAGACGUGUGUACAGAAAAAUGCCUAGUAUUGAAUCAGAUGUUUGACUCAUCAUUUGUUUGUCUAAUUCUACAUUAAUGCCAUUCAUUUGCUGUAGCUAGUGAUGCACAUAGUUGCCAACAUUCUGACAUAGGAACUUAGGAGACAUUAAGGGGCAGCUUUGCCAGAUAGUCAUUGCUAACAUUCUCUUCUUUCUCCUAUUUUCUGAUAGAUAGGGCUGACUGGCCUUUCCUACUAUCUGAUGGCAAAGGAGCAACAGAAAAGAGAUACAUGUUGAUGAUCAUACCAACUGGUUAGCUUUGCUGCAGAUGAAGACUACAUAAAAUGACCUAGUGGAAUUUAUGUCGCCCUUUUACUGUGCAUUAAUCUAUAAUAGACCACACUAGACAGGUCACAGAAUCCUAGGAGAAUUUUGGUUAUGUAAAGUAUGCAAGAAAUAGAUGACAAUCUCAAUAUUGCUGUGUAAAUGUAGGGAGUUGGCAACUAUGCUAUUAUGUGUACUCCAGUUCUGUGUCUGCUGAUACUUUUUAAAUCAAAUGUUUUCUAAAGUGAAACCCUGAGCUAAGCAGCUAAUGGCAAACUUUAUAAAUUUCUGAUAUGGAAUGGGGCCCCUAGAAGCCAGAUCUUUAUCCCUUAGAAAAUCUGCAAAGUCUUCUCUGCAUGUUUCAUACUAUAGAGGUGAUUGCUCCAUUGUUCAAGCUCAUCUGUGGUGCACUGACAUGUGAGGAUAUCAAUAAAUUAGAGUACAGUGAGGACUACAUUAUUGAAUUAAACUGUAUUGAUUAUCACUCCAUAUACAGCAGCAUAUUAUUCCUUUAGUAGAAAAUCUUACUGUCAAAAUCUUUUGACUCACGUUCUGUAUUGAUACAUCUGAUAGUUUGUUCCAACCUUUAUUGCUUAUUUAAGUUUGUUUAUCUGAUGACAUUGUAGACCAGCAGUCCAGUGGGGACAUUAAUGGAUUACUCACUGGGAGCAACAAAAAAUUUUGCUAAUAAAUUGCACGGCAUGAAAGUUCAGGGAUUUUGAGCUCCUGAAAAUUAUAGAUCUUUUAACUCCCAGUAGUUAUAAAAUGUAACAUAUAAGCUGUUAGCUUGGGGAUUCACUACAAAUGAAUUGCUUAACUCUCCCCAGAUUUAAUAGACAUCAACACACGAAUAGUGAAAGAGUCUGCUAUUCCAUCUCUUUGCAAUAUAUUCCCAUUGUAUUAUAUAUUUAUCAUGUAAGCUUGAAAUUAUUAUUUUGACUAUGGAAGCAGGGACAUAGGAUAUGCCUGUUAUCUGACAAGAAACAUUAGACUGUCACCAUUAUAGAGAAAAAGGAAUAUAAUUAUUAAAGCUAGUGUAAGUAAGUAUAUUCAGUUAACUCUAGAUUUCUACCAGCGCUGAAUUUUGCUGCUUGAUCAAUUAAAAUAUGCCCACAGCUUUCAAUAAGAGCCUCCAUAACUACUAGUAUUCUGUGGGAAUUUUGUACAUUGAAAGGGCUGGAACUUAUGACUUCAUGUACCAGUGAAAUGCUUACAUUAUAAAUUGUCAUUUGUCUCUUGAAUAUAUCCAUUUAAGGCUUAAAGGUACCUGUAUUUUUAUGAUUUUUUUUCACAAUAUCAUGUUGAUAAAAUCAUUAAAACAAUUGUCAGAUUAAUUCUGUGAAUUUAAAGAGUCCAUGUAAAUUAUGAAUCAGUAGCAUAUAUGGUGAGCUAACAUCUCAGCAUAUUGUUGUUCAAUUAGUCCCUACUUAAUUGUGCAAGCCUGGUGUUUUACUCAGAGAAUUGCAACUAACUUUAGCCCAAAAGACCACUCCUUUAGAAUGCCCAUCAGUAAUACGGUGCAAUGUGUCCCUUAAACAUGUGAUAAUUGCAUGGAUUAUAAAUGAUCAGCCUUGCCCAUUAUCAUAGGUCUUCAGGGAACCAUUUCCAAUCUGCCAGCCAAUGUGGAAAAGGUCAGUCAAACUUAUUGAGGGUGGAAAUCCCAAGCUAAAAGCAAACUUAAACCUGGCAAAGAAGUUAAGAAUUGUUAAUACUAAAGCAGAAAAAGCCCUAUAGACAUAAAGUAAUAAUAGACUGCAUCUUCUUAGCCAUCAGAAAUUCCUGUGGAAAUGUGCCAAAGUCAAUUAAUCUUAUUCACCGCCAUUUAGUGGAGAAAUUAUGGCGUCCCACUAAAUGGAUAGUUUUGAGGACUUCAAAACUCAGUGAAUGCAGAGUGUCCUUCUGGUCGUGCUUGGGAUCAGGUCACAUUGUGCAUGCAAUAUAAGUGAGCUGAUCAUUGCAGCUGAUCUGUGACAUGCUCAGAGCUGCAUUAUUUAGUGUUUCAAAGAAUCAGUGCUUUCUUUCCCAGAGCUUUCAUUCCAGGCAUCUUUUGAAACCCUCAAGGACAUUCAAGAGCAAAACAGAGGGGGGUGGAAAAAAGUACCACAUGACUAUCUACUCUGCAAGGUGGUUAAGCAAUCCUUUGGUAAGAAUUUGAAUCCCUGCUAAAUUUUCUACUUAAUUCCGAUUGAUUCUCAAGGCUUCUUCUAUUAUUCCCAGAUCCAUAUAGCCGCAGAAAAAUGAGCUGACAGAAGACAUUUCCAACAUUGCUUCGAUGUGUUUGUAAUGCAAAGUUACUUCCCACUUAGAACAUAAUUCAAUUUCAAGCAAUAAUAUAAUUUCUAUAGAAAAUCAAAGUGGUAAGCUCCAUUGAAUCUCAACAAUCACCUCCACUCCUGACAGGGGAUCUUUAGAGCAAAUUAAACUUGUACUGGAACCUGUAGCUGGUCAAUCUAUCUAAUAUGUACCCUACCAGCAUCCACCGCAUAUGUAUAGUUACCGUUUAUUAAUGCGUUGUGCAUGAGUAAACCAUUUCCAAUUGUUCAGGAAUUACAUCACUUUUGACUUGUAAUCUAAGGUAGAGCCUAACUUUAUGAUCCCUACUUGGCAUUCUCAUGAAAAACUGUCCAAAUAGUAGCCUACUAAAAUAGCUUUUACUCCUUCCUUACUGAAUACUGUUUCAAUACAUGAACUAUCCAAUGUCAGCAUUUUCUUUUCUAGGAAUAAAUAAUGAGAAUGAAAUCAUUCAUUUUCCUUUUGUAACUGCUAAUUUUUAUAAAUACCCUGCUUUUUAAUUAUAUUUUUUGUUAUAGAUUAACCUAGUGCAGAACAAGCUUACAUUACUUAAGUGUAUUUUGAACAGUUCUCAGACAACUGAACAGUUUAGCCUUCUGCCACGAUGUGAGUGUGAACUAAUUGCUGUGUUAGAAUUAGAAAAGAAUUUUGAGAAGUUUGAUUAUUUUACCAUUCUUUGAACACUUUUUUCUAAUAUAAUGGAAAACACCAGUGAUAUUUGAGCUGUAAUCAAAAGUUUUUUUGUUAUUAAAGUAGUGUAUGUGAAAAGUAAUUAAAAUAUAAACAAUAGCUUGCAGAACUGGUUAAACAAAGCCAAGGCAAUGGUAAUCAGUGCAGUUGUUCUUGUUACAAGACAUUGUGCAUUUCAACUGCACAAAGCAAUUAGUAGUUUCUCAUCCAUUUUCUGUGUCCAUUAAUGCUGAACUUUUACCUUUAUUUUAUAGAGAAGCUAUAAUAAUAGUUUGCCAUAUCAAUUUAGGAAAAUAUUAUUUGCAUUUAUUAUUUCCUUUAUAUUAUUAGACCCUUUUACCAAGGGUUAUUUUCUAAGAUUAGAGGAGUAACAUGAUAUUGUGGAAAACUCAUCGCGACAUCAUGUUUAAUUCAGGUACAGUAGAUACAAAUUGUGGCUGGCAAACGUGAAAGUUGCGAAGCUGCAUAACCCUAAGCCUAACAUUACCUUUUAAUACAUGUAUUUUGUUUGCUGGUUUAUAAAACAAAAUCUGAGCCGUUUUGUGUUCUCCAGACAAUAGUCCACCAGAACUAUCAGUCAUAACUUAAUUUUUGAAAUGAUGUAAGUUUGAAGAGAAUGACAGCAAUGUGAGUUACACACAUGGCAGGCUGCAACAGUUAGGGAAUUGUAGAAACAAGGAACAGAAUAUGAAACUGGAAAGGAAAAACAUAGAGUUAAGACAUAUAUUUUGCAAGACAGUGUGAAUUAAAAGCUAAUAACCAAAUUUUGGAGUCUGAAAUGUUCUUUGGAUGUGUGCAUGUUGUCCUCAAUCCGUAAAGUAUGUGUGAUGCUUACCCAGUUUAUAUCUGUGUGCAAUCCUAAUGUAGAAACAUUGGAAUCCACGUCCAGUCUUGCUUACCACCCCCUAAAAUAUUUCAUUUAACUGUUGGUACUAAAGUAAUUUGAUUCCUGCCUAUUCCUUCAUUAGAUGAGAAAAUACUAAUUAUUUCUUUGUGACAAUAUAGAUUUCAAACAUACCGGCACAUUAAAGUCUGUAUUUACAUUCGUUUUGGUCUUCAUAUAAAUUCAAAUUGUAAUAUUUGCCAAGGUUGUCUUCAAAACUGUAAUAAGUGUUUUUAUUUCCUGUUGUAGAUGUGUAGAAAUUACAACUGGAAUGGAUUUAGAAUGUUCAAAGCGUUUCCACAACAGUAUUUGAUGUAAAUAAGUUGUCAACUGUGCCAGGAAAUCUGAUGUAAAAAUGUAAAUAAGUAAAAGUAUCACUUUUCUAAGGAAGACUAUUUCUGCCACUUUAUAUUAAAAUUAAA
Messenger RNA from Stegostoma tigrinum, 10672 nucleotides. It is a transcript of the gene grin2aa, whose product is annotated as glutamate receptor, ionotropic, N-methyl D-aspartate 2A, a. Gene Ontology annotation, biological process: long-term synaptic potentiation; monoatomic ion transport; excitatory postsynaptic potential. Lineage: Eukaryota; Metazoa; Chordata; Chondrichthyes; Orectolobiformes; Stegostomatidae. The record is from RefSeq and is a predicted model, not a curated record. Gene Ontology annotation, cellular component: postsynaptic membrane; plasma membrane; NMDA selective glutamate receptor complex. The coding region runs from base 1746 to 6128 and encodes 1460 amino acids. The transcript is spliced from 14 exons. Gene Ontology annotation, molecular function: transmitter-gated monoatomic ion channel activity involved in regulation of postsynaptic membrane potential; NMDA glutamate receptor activity.